CUCGUCGCCGCCAUCAUCGAUGCCCUGCGACGCGUGCGGCUGCGCUUGCGGCCAGGCGCGUGAGGAAUCAGAGUUCGCGGCGUCACUGCUGGACGCGGAAACGGCACCCGGCGGAGACAGCGCAGCGGCGCCAUCGACGGGCUUCUCCAUCUCCUGGGAGACGGUGAGGAGUCCGUUCGUUACCUCGAGCCUCGAGGAAGAGAAGGCCAAACUCACCCGGUGCCUUUUCCGGGCACUGUCGGUCCUACUGUGGUUGCUUGUUGUCGAUUUAUUUAAAGGACAUGGUCGUUUGAUAUAUUCUGUGGCCAUAUUGAUGGCCUUUUUCAUUGGCGCGAUGUGGAGCACAUUGGCGUGAUGUGUCAAAGCCUUCCAAAACCACCAACAUUGGGCCAAUUGAAUACAUGGUCUAUACUUUGGCUUAACUUGCUUUAUUUUCUGCUCAUUAUCGGACAUCCGAUAUGUCCCGCCUCCGUCAGACAAAUCAAUUUUCAGUCUUUUGUUUCUUCAUCGAUCUUGUGUCUGAACAUA
Messenger RNA from Triticum dicoccoides, 528 nucleotides. RefSeq lists its product as uncharacterized. The transcript is spliced from 2 exons. The record is from RefSeq and is a predicted model, not a curated record. The coding region runs from base 20 to 355 and encodes 111 amino acids. Lineage: Eukaryota; Viridiplantae; Streptophyta; Magnoliopsida; Poales; Poaceae.